GAGAAGGGAGGGUUAAAAAACGAAACUGAAGAAACAAUUCGUCUCCGCGAAGGAAAUGCCUUCUGCGCUCUCCAGGUGACCUUUUCUGAAAAUGCAACCUCUCCAGCUGAUUGGCUUUUGUUUUGAUUACAAAGUGUGUGAAAUAGACCCCUAAGUUCCCUGCAGACACGAGCAUGAGGAUGUGCACUUCUGGGGUUAGCAAUAUGUGGCAGCUCCUGUCCCUGUUCCUCCUCAGCCUGGCAGCGGUUUUUUCCAAAGUGACCGAGAGUCGAGGCAUCCUGGAGAGUAUACAGAGAUUUUCUUUGCUGCCAACUUAUCUGCCUGUGAGCUAUCAUAUCCACAAUGCGGAUGUUUCCUUCUUUCUUAAGGAAGCCAACCAGGAUAUCAUGAGGAACUCUAGUUUGCAAUCCCGGGUGGAGUCCUUCCUAAUCUAUAAAUCCAAGAGGCCACCUGUAUUAAAUGCCAGCUAUGGACCCUUUUCCAUUGAACAAAUAGUGCCGCAGGACCUAAUGUUGUCUUCAAAUCCAUUUGGAUCCAUCAACAAGUUUUCCUUUAAUUGGAAACUCAAAGCCUACAUCUUGAGUGACAAAAUUUAUCUGAGGAAGCCCAAAGUCCAGAUCCUUUUCUACGUUGUGGGCAGGGACUGGGAUGACUACAGUACCACAGAGAGGCUGCCUUGCCUGCGGGUGUUUGCCUUCCGCGAGACGAGGGAAGUCCGAGGCAGCUGCAGGCUGAAGGGGGAUCUGGGAUUGUGCGUGGCAGAGCUGGAACUCCUGCCGAGCUGGUUUAACCCCCCCACAGUCAUGGCCGGCCGCAAGAAAGCGACAGAUCAGUCUGAAGGGAGCCCUGUGGAACUUUACUACACCAUCCAGCCGGGGGAUGAGACCGGGGAGUGCAGUAAGGAGGACGUAAGGAAAAGUAAUGGGAUCAGACUGGGAGGGAACGAUAUUGAUGAAUCAGUACCUCCUUUGCAGAGAAUUGGAAGUGUUUUCCUUUACCAGACAUAUGGUGGCCCUUCCUUAAGUGAAAUGAGGUUGGAUAACAACAUCGCCAUCCAAUAUAUACCAAAGACUGUCAAACAAGGUGAUAUUUUGACUUUCCUUGUGUCUAUCAAUAAAAAUUCAACGGAGGACCAGUUCACACUGAGGGCAAAGGUGAAGAAAGGUGUGAAUAUUUUCAGCGUAAGAGCCAGCAGCCCGUACUUAUGGGACAUUAGAGAGAGCGUGGAUUAUACUGGGAAAUAUGCACCAGCUGUCAUUGUUUGUCAGAGGAAAUCUGCUACCUCGGAAAACAGGGCUGGCAGUCCUUCCUCAGAGAUCAUGCAGAUUGAUUUUGAAUUUGAAGACCUAAGUGAUCUACCUGGGACCCAGCUGAUCACGUGGCAGGUUGAAUAUCCUGGGGAUACGACAUCUGAUCUAGGAGUCUCCAAGAUCUAUGUAAACCAGAAGGAUCUUGUAGGAGUCCUUCCUUUGGCCAUGGAAGCUGAGAUCCUGAACACAGCGAUUCUCACUGGGAAAACUGUGGCUGUCCCUGUCAAGGUGGUCUCAGUGGAGGAGGAUGGGACCGUGACUGAUCUUCUAGAAUCCGUGGAGUGCAGAUCGUCUGAUGAAGAUGUAAUUAAGGUUUCUGACAGAUGUGACUAUGUCUUUGUCAACGGGAAGGAAAUGAAAGGCAAAGUGAAUGUCAUCGUUAAUUUUACUUACCAGCAUCUGACUGCCCCACUGGAAAUGACAGUCUGGGUUCCUCGCCUCCCACUGCAAAUAGAGAUUUCUGACACAGAACUAAACCAGAUCAAGGGGUGGAGGGUCCCUAUCAUUUCUAAUAAGAGACCAGCCCGAGACAGCGACGACGAAGAAGAGGACGAGCGGAAGGGCAGAGGCUGCACCCUGCAGUACCAGCACGCCAUGGUGCGAGUCCUGACACAGUUUGUAGCUGAGCCCUCCGACCCAGGUGGCCAGCUGAGCUCUUUGCUAGGCUCUGACUGGCAGGUUGAUAUCACGGAGCUGGUGAGUGACUUCAUGCAGGUGGAGGAGCCCAGAAUCGCCAAGCUGCAAGGUGGACAGGUUUUGAUUGGACAAGAACUUGGAAUGACGACAAUCCAGAUACUGUCCCCUCUUUCGGACGCCAUCUUGGCUGAGAAGACCGUGACCGUUCUGGACGAGAAGGUGACCAUAACAGACCUCGGAGUCCAGCUGGUAACUGGAUUGUCGCUCUCCCUGCAGCUCAGCCCAGGGAGCAAUAAGGCCAUCUUUGCUACAGCAGUCGCACAGGAGCUUCUUCAGUCACCAAAGCAGGAAGCGGCCAUCAGCUGCUGGGUCCAGUUCAGUGAUGGAUCCGUCAUGCCCCUGGAUAUUUAUGAUGUCAAAGACUUCUCCUUGAUGGCUACAUCUCUAGAUGAAAAGGUGGUCUCCAUUCACCAUGACCCUAAAUUCAAGUGGCCUGUGAUCGCUGCUGAGAUGGAAGGCCAGGGGACACUGGUGAAGGUGGAGAUGGUGAUCAGUGAACCAUGCCAGAAAUCCAAAAGGAAGAGCAUCCUGGCUGUUGGGAGCGGGAGCAUUAAAGUCAAGUUCGGACAGAGUGACGCCAACCCUAAUGUUAGCGACAGCAAGCAAAGCGGGGCUGGUGUCCACCUGGAAAAUCAUGCAAGCGACCGCCGUCAAAAAAACACCUUGCAGGACAGAGCUAGGCCAGAUGGGCAGUAUUACAGCAGCUCCUCAGUGGGCCAAAUGGAAGGCAAAGGAACUACCACGGACAGGUCUAUUUUAAGUAAAAAAGAGGACAGAGAAAGCCUUCUGGAUGAUGACAGCCAUCUGCAGAACAUUCCAAUAGACUUCACCAGUUUCCCUGCACAGGUGGACUUGCCAAGAAGCAAUGGGGACUUGGAAGAGAAUGACCUUGUGCAGACACCCAGAGGGCUCAGUGAUCUGGAGAUAGGAAUGUAUGCUUUGUUGGGAGUCUUCUGCCUGGCAAUCCUCGUCUUCCUUAUCAACUGCGUUACCUUUGCUUUGAAGUACAGGCACAAGCAGGUCCCCUUUGAAGAGCAGGAAGGCAUGAGCCACUCUCACGACUGGGUUGGGUUGAGCAACAGGACAGAGCUUCUGGAGAAUCACAUUAACUUCUCAUCCCAACAAGAUGAGUGCAUCACUGCCAUUGACAGAGGGGUGGACUUUGAGGAGAGCAAAUAUCUCCUCAGCACAAAUGCCCAAACAAACAUUAACGGCCAGGUCUUCAGGUCAUCAGAGUCCACAUUCAUUGAAGGGAAAGAACAGAAAAGUGAACCGACCGCCUCUCCUACCUCCAAGCGGAAACGAGUCAAAUUCACCACCUUUACCACCAUCUCCUCCGACGAUGGGUGCCCUACUGUCAAUUCCAUCCUGAUGAGUAGUGAGGACGAUAUUAAAUGGGUGUGCCAGGAUAUGGACCUUGGGGAAUGCAAAGAGCUCAGAAACUAUAUGGAGAGAUUACAUGAGAGUGCAUAACAGGACACUAAGGACCUUUUUGGUUUUUGGUUUUCACUCACCUUUCUGCCUUUAAUUUUGGGUAUUGGGGCAAAAAAUGUGUUGGCAAAUGAGAGUCAAGUGGUGGAUAAUACCUCAGUGGAGCCCCAGAAAGCAACCCAAAACCAGCUAAGAAAGCAGAGAUCCUGGACAGCUCAUACAGUUAAAGUCUUCUAUGGGCUUGGAGACUGGAAUAAAAUGUGUGUGCGGUUUCUGAUGCAUGGCAACAUGGAAAAAUAAACCUUAGCAAAAUAAUAAGAUCUCAUUCUCUGAGCUUUCCCAGGAAAUCAAUAAAAAUAACAAACUCCAACACAGUUUGGAUAUUACAAAGCUCACACAGUUCUAAUGUUCAAUAUCACAGGCUGUGGUUAAAAGUGAAAAUCGGGCUCGGAAUAAACGGAUCAAUGAAAGGAAGCUUGUCUUUCAAGACACAAGCACAGGACAUCCAGCUGAGAACGUUAAUUUAAAGCUGACAGACAACUGCAGUGUGAGCAGCACAGCAACCUCAGUUGCAGAGUUAUGAGUUUCCAAAGAAUCUAGGAGGUUAUGGGGGGAAGUGACUGAGAUGGUUUACAGAUCCGCAUGAUCACCACUGAGAAUGGAUACACAUACAAUUAUAUAACUGAAAGCUCUCUUUUUAAGUAGAAGCUGAGAUAAUAAACUUUGCUGGCCAAUUUUCAGUAUUUCUUAAUUUGUAAAAUUGGAGAAGGUAUAAUCUAUAAUCAACAUACUGCUCAUAUAAAGGAAAGUUUGCUUUGGAAAGGUUUGAGAGACCCAGGGUCUUUUAAAGAAGUCCACUCUAUCUGGUUUUCCUGUUGAAAUUUGUAUUCCCCAAGCAUUUUCCCGGAGCACUCUCAUUUGAUAUCCUGGGGGUAGUUAUUAGCAUUGAUCUGCUUUGGAAGUUUGGUGGCUUUUCCCUUCCCUGAGAUCCACAGUGCAGUUCUGCUAAGCACAGGAGCCAUCGGAACUAAUUUGGUACUUGCUUUACCAGUUGUAAUUUACCGAAGUUGGCCACUCUCUCUUGGGUAAGUAUAAGUUGUGCUGAACUCAGAAACCAACAGGGACCGGCUCUUUGUUCUCCUUCCUCUUUUGAGGCUAGGUUGUUCGUUUCCAUUUUGAUCAUGCUUCUUCAGACCCACUGCUGCGCAUAUUUAUAGGGCAGCAUGAAGGCCAUGGAGGAGCACUAUACACCCUAAUAGCUGAACGGCUAAGCUUGGUAAAUAAUAUUUGUUUCACCCAGCGGUGAUGAUUGUCUUUUCUCAUUCCUCUUAUAUGUAUAUAUAGUAGAAUUCCAGUCAUUGCCCUCUGAAUCUGAAGUGCCCUCCUGACCUAAAACUGGAGUCAUCUGUUUGGUCCAGGAUUAAUCGCCAGUGGCAAAGUGCCAAGAAACUAAUGUUUGGUUUGGGCCCCCAAUCUCCAUUUGUUUUCCAGACUGAGCCCAUGCCUUUAGUUGAUUACAAAGUCUCUCACAGCCACCAAACUUAGUUGUCCAAUUUAAUAACCCCAUCCUACCCACAAACGCCUUGACUGAAUCUAUCUGUAUUUAGAAUGUAUUGUAGAUUGUAAGAAUGUAAUAUAUAUUUAUAAACAUACCAACUGUGAAUAAAAUUUGCAUUUCGGUGGGCUUCAUCUUUUUUCCUACUCUGA
Molecule: messenger RNA, 5144 nt
Organism: Caretta caretta (loggerhead turtle)
Lineage: Eukaryota; Metazoa; Chordata; Testudines; Cheloniidae
Product: transmembrane protein 132D
Source: RefSeq, a predicted model, not a curated record